This is a messenger RNA of Brugia pahangi, 894 nucleotides long. The record is from the annotation of a GenBank genome assembly. Lineage: Eukaryota; Metazoa; Nematoda; Chromadorea; Rhabditida; Onchocercidae.
AUGGUCAGAGUUAUUGACCCAUCUGAGGAUGAACUUGUGGUCAGAGUUAUUGACCUAUCUGAGGAUGAACUUGUGGUCAGAGUUAUUGACCCAUCUGAGGAUGAACUUAGGGUCAGAGUUAUUGACCCAUCUGAGGAUGAACUUAUGGUCAGAGUUAUUGAUCUAUCCGAGAAUGAACUUAUGGUCAGAGUUAUUGACCCAUCUGAGGAUGAACUUGUGGUCAGAGUUAUUGACCUAUCUGAGGAUGAACUUGUGGUCAGAGUUAUUGACCUAUCUGAGGAUGAACUUGUGGUCAGAGUUAUUGACCCAUCUGAGGAUGAACUUGUGGUCAGAGUUAUUGACCCAUCUGAGGAUGAACUUAGGGUCAGAGUUAUUGACCCAUCUGAGGAUGAACUUAUGAUCAGAGUUAUUGACCCAUCUGAGGAUGAACUUAUGGUCAGAGUUAUUGACCUAUCUGAGGAUGAACUUAUGGUCAGAGUUAUUGACCCAUCUGAGGAUGAACUUAUGAUCAGAGUUAUUGACCCAUCUGUGGAUGAACUUAUGGUCAGAGUUAUUGACCUAUCUGAGGAUGAACUUAUGGUCAGAGUUAUUGACCCAUCUGAGGAUGAACUUAUGAUCAGAGUUAUUGACCCAUCUGUGGAUGAACUUAUGGUCAGAGUUAUUAACCCAUCUGAGGAUGAACUUAUGGCCAGAGUUAUUGACCCAUCUGAGGAUGAACUUAUGGUCAGAGUUAUUGACCAAUCUGAGGAUGAACUUAUGGUCAGAGUUAUUGAUCUAUCCGAGAAUGAACUUAUGGUCAGAGUUAUUGACCCAUCUGAAGAUGAACUUGUGGUCAGAGUUAUUGACCUAUCUGAGGAUAAACUUAUGGUCAGAAUUACUUUCCUAUAUUAUUAA